AUGAAUACUACAUCAAUCCCAGCAGAACGCACUCUGUAUGUUUCAAAAUACCCUCAAUAAACAACCACUGAACAAUUAAAGAAAAUAUUCUCAGAAUUCGGCCAAAUUGAAUAAAUCACCUCCCAAGGAUCAGGAGUUUGUAUAAUCUAUAAGGAAAAUCAAAGUGUCACUUCUGCUCUCUAAAAAUCGAUUAAUAUCAAUGGUGAGGAGCCCUACGUUUGUUAAUACUUAAAUAUAGCUCAGCUGGAUCUUGAAGCUAAUGUCUUUAUUGACAAUAUCGAUAAGAAAGAGACUCAAUCAUCUCUUCGCUAACUUUUCAGUUAAUUUGGAACUAUCCUCAGUGUCAAAUUAUAGAAGUCAGACAAAGUGGGUGUUGCCUAUAUAUAAUUUGACAAAAAAGAGUCAGCUGAUAAAUGCAUAGCCGAAUAAUCCAAAUUAGGAUUUAAAAUUUAGAAAUUCACAUCCAAAAAACAACACAGAGAUCAAGUGUACAUAAGUAACAUCAAAGUCCAGCCAAAUGUCACUCCAGAUCAACUAAAAUCUGACUUACAGACCUUUGUUUCCUCCUUUGGAACUGUGGAAUCAUUGGUUUUGAAUAGAAACACAACAAAUGGGACAUUUUUUGCAUUUGUAAAAUUUGUCAAUUAGGACAGUGCAAAAGCAGCUGUCAAAUCCAAUAAAUUGUUUAAUGAUCAAUAAAUCCACAUCGAAUGGGUCGUCAAUAAUGUUGACAAAGACAUCGAAGCCAACUUGUUCACCAAAAAUCUGAAAGCCGACAUCACUGAAGAAGAUUUGAGGAAAGCUCUCAAUUUGGUAGUGCCUGUUGAGGAUAUCAAAUUAAUGCCAUCAAAACAACCACCAAAUGGUAGUAGACCACCCACUCAAAUAGCCUAUUUAUAUUUCAAAACAGCUGAUGACGGCAAGUAACUGAUCGCAUAUGCAUAUGAUCAUCCUCAAAUUGCCUCAUUGUAUGUGAAUGGAGUAAUAUCCCUUUCCCCUCUUUUGCCACCUUCCGAAGUGAGUUCCCUAUUGCAAGUGAAGAAAAAUACCUUCUAAAGAUAAUUCCAUCAACCUGCAUACUAAUAAUAUCAGUAAUAGAUGCCCCCUCCACCCUAUUAUUAAUAAUAACAAAGAUAUCCUUAAUAAUAACCACCCAGAUAGCAUCACAAUGGACAUAGAUAUCCACAAUAGAAGAGACCCUAUUAUCCCCAGUAAUAACAAAUCCCAGAUUUACCCUAAUUAUAAGUUAUGGUUGAUAGAGGCUAAAAAUAGCAAGUUACUGAUUUGAUUGGAAUGUAGCUAUUUCCAAAAGUAACCCAAGUUGUUGGCCCUAUUAAUGCACCACAAGUUACUGGCAUCUUGCUUGAUUUUGAAAAUUAUUAAUUAAGCGAUUAGGUUAGGAUGAUUCAAGAUUCAGCUUAUUUGGGCGAGAAUAUCAGAUAGGCACUUGAAAUUCUUAAAUGA
Paramecium tetraurelia is the source of this 1464-nucleotide messenger RNA. RefSeq lists its product as uncharacterized. NCBI's taxonomy places the organism in Eukaryota, Ciliophora, Oligohymenophorea, Peniculida, Parameciidae. Gene Ontology annotation, molecular function: poly(U) RNA binding; poly(A) binding; mRNA 3'-UTR binding. Gene Ontology annotation, cellular component: cytosol; nucleus; ribonucleoprotein complex. The transcript has 5 exons. The record is from RefSeq and is a predicted model, not a curated record.